Molecule: messenger RNA, 1053 nt
Organism: Fonticula alba
Lineage: Eukaryota; Rotosphaerida; Fonticulaceae
Exons: 1
Coding region: 262-1053 (263 amino acids)
Source: RefSeq, a predicted model, not a curated record
UCUCUCUCUCUCCCCCCCUCUCUCCCCCUCUCUCCCCCUCUCGCCCCCUCUCGCCCCAACUAUGCAGCCAAUAUGUCAGCCCUCCUCCCCUCGACGCCCUUCGCUGGGGCUUUAUGGUGUAAAUGAUCCAGGCCAGUCUGCCAGGAUCAUAUUUUUCCGCAAGUAUAAAAGACAGCCCCUCCACCUCUUCAGUCCAUCCAUGUGUCCUCAGUCGCACUCAUCCCCGUCUGCUUCGCCCCCAAUCUCUCGCCCUCCCCAACGAUGCUCAAGGCUACCUUCCUGCUCGCCUUUUUCGCCAUCCUGGCUGUGGCCUCCGCCAGCUCCGUGAAGGCCCCCAAGAAGUUGGCUACUCUGCCCAGCCGCUUUGCCGCUAAGCGGGGCGUUGCUAGCCAGGCCAUCAACGACGAGGUCGGUGUCAUGGUCAACUCCGCUUCCAACCCCUGCGAGUAUGCCCUUCGUGAUUUCGCCGACGCCAUCGAGGAGGACUCCUGUUCUUCCUAUGCCCUCCGGCGUGCCCAUCAGGUUGGCCUUUGCAUGGUCGAGCAGUCCAAUCUCUUUGAUGGUAAGACUGUCAACACCUCGAACGCCUUCGAGGAUUGCUCCAAGUAUGCCAUUGAGCACCGGAAGUUCUGCAAGAGGGUCGAGCCCGAUUCCGAUGCUGCCAAUGACGAUCUCUCGUACUUCUCCUGCCCGACUCGCUACCCUACCAGUGCCGGCAACAAGAGCUUCCCGAUGAAGGGCUGCGACAACAUCGGCAUGGACAAGAUCUUCACCCGUGCCUACAAGAGCUGCGAGGACGGCGAUUUCCUCGGGUUCUCUCUUGACUCGCUUUGCAACAACAAGAAGUGUGUCAGCGCCCUGGAGGAUGCCUUUGAGUGCAUCGUCGAUCGGUAUGCCGAGGACUUCGGCAUUUGUGCUCUGGUCAACAACACCUACUCCUUCUCGGUCUUCUGCCCGGAGGAUUCCAUCGGCUACAAGACCUUCACCAAGCUCAACUGCAAGGAUGCCAACAAGUAUGCCCUGGUCGCGGAUGACUACCGGGAUCUUGCCUAA